Molecule: messenger RNA, 588 nt
Organism: Cyphellophora europaea CBS 101466
Lineage: Eukaryota; Fungi; Ascomycota; Eurotiomycetes; Chaetothyriales; Cyphellophoraceae
Exons: 1
Coding region: 1-588 (195 amino acids)
Source: RefSeq, a predicted model, not a curated record
AUGGCCUCCAAGAUCUUCGCUGUUGCUGCUCUCGCUGCCGUCGCUGCCGCCGCCCCUACCGAGGGUGGCUGGGGUGACAACAAGCCCAGCUAUGGUGGCGGCCAGGGCGGCGGAUGGGGUGACCACGGUGCCAGCACCGUGACCGUGACCGAGACCGACACCGUCACCGUCACUUCCCAAGGCUGGCAAGACGUUUCUACCGUCACUAUUACCGCCACUGAGACCGGGUGGCAAGAUGUGUCCACUGUCACUGUCACUGCCACCGAAACUGGCUGGCAAGACGUUUCUACCGUCACCGUCACUGAGACGGGGUGGGCCGAUGUAUCCACCAUCUACAACACCAUCACUGCCACUGAAACUGGCUGGGCAGAUGUUUCAACCAUCUACGAGACCGCUACCGUCACAUCCAAGGAAUGGUGCGAUGUUUCCACCAUCACCGAGACUGCCACCGUCACAACCAAAGGCUGGGAAGAUGUCUCUACCAUCACUGUGCCCACCACGGUCUACGAUACCGUCACCUACACUGCUCCCUGCGAGACGACCACCGGCUGGGAGGCCGUGACCACCACCGGCUGGAAGAACUACUAA